Messenger RNA from Arabis nemorensis, 2415 nucleotides. NCBI's taxonomy places the organism in Eukaryota, Viridiplantae, Streptophyta, Magnoliopsida, Brassicales, Brassicaceae. The record is from the annotation of a GenBank genome assembly.
AUGGAUGCUGAAUUGUUGGAAUUGCAGCGACAGUUCGAGUUUGCUCAGCAGGUGAAGUCAAGCGUCAGAUUAUCGGAUCGAAAUGUCGUCGAAUUGGUUCAGAAGCUACAGGAGCUUGGAGUUAUCGACUUCGAUCUGCUUCAUACCGUCACCGGGAAAGAAUACAUCACUCAGGAGCAAUUGAGGAGUGAAAUUGCUAGCGAGAUCAGUAAAUUGGGGCGUGUCUCUGUCAUUGACCUGGCAGAUACGAUUGGGGUUGAUUUAUAUCAUGUUGAGAAGCAAGCACAAGAUGUGGUCUUGAAUGAUCCAGGGCUAAUGCUAGUCCAGGGAGAAAUCAUAUCACAAACUUAUUGGGAUUCAAUUGCAGAAGAAAUCAACGAGAGGCUCCAAGAAUGCAGCCAAAUUGCUGUGGCUGAACUUGCUGGUCAGUUACAGGUUGGCUCUGAGUUGGUGCAAUCCGUUUUAGAGCCUCGACUUGGAACUUUGGUGAAAGCAAGGCUAGAAGGUGGACAGUUAUAUACUCCUGCUUAUGUAGCACGUGUUACCGCUAUGGUUCGAGGUGCUGCUAGGGGUAUUUUUGUUCCCUCCAAUUUGUCAGCAUUGUGGACGCCAUUACAACAUUUGGUACAAGAAAUGAAUGGAGCCAGUGGAGUUGCUGUUGAGAAUUCAUUUUUCCAGUCUAUAUUUAACCGACUGUUGAAGGAAGAGGAGAUGCUUGGAUCACUGCGUGCUGGCACCCAUUGGACUCCUAGUGUUUUUGCAAUUGCUCAAAAGGAAUGCGUAGACUCUUUCUUUUCACAGAAUUCCUAUAUCCCAUAUGAAACCAUGCAGAAGCUUGGCAUUUCUCAAGCCGUGCAGUUCUUACAGUCUAGAUAUCCAGAUGGUAAACCUUUAUCUGCUGUAUUUAUUCACUCCUCAAUGAUUGAGAUGCUGGAUUCUGCAACCGAGGAUGCUGUUGAACAGAACAGUUGGAUCGAUGCCCUCUCUGUGUUGCCUGCAUCAUUCACGUCACAGGAUGCAAACAAGAUGUUGCUUCUUUGUCCUUCCGUCCAAUCAGCUCUCAAGACUGAGAAAGGACUUAUCCUGGGUGAUUCAUUUGUCCUAAGCAGUGGGUUCAUUAAGGGCAUAUAUGACCAAAUUGAGAAAGAGGCAGAAGCUUUCAGCAUCCAAGCUUCUACUGCUAGUUUAAUAGAUCAUUCAAACAAAUCUUCAGAGUCGACAGAAAGCAUACCUGCUAAUACAGAUAAAGGAUCAAAGAAGAAAAAAGGCAAGUCUGUCAGCAAGAACACAGUUACUGUUGAAACUGUUCCGGAUGAUGAAGAGGACGCCCGUCCUAAAUCUAAGAGGAACCAGAAGAAAGGUAGGGAUUCAUCGUCUUCGCAGAAGUUGGACUCGAAAGCAGGAGGCAAGAAAGAGCCGGUUAAGGGGCAAGAAGGUAAUAACAAUAUUCCGCCAGACGGAUGGGUGAUGAAAAAGAUCGUCGAAUCUGUGCCUGAAUUUGAAGAUGACGGUAUGGAGAACCCAGAUUCAAUUCUCAAGCAUUUAGCUGAUCAUAUGAAACCUAUGCUCAUUAAUUCACUAAAGGAGAGAAGAAAGAAAAUCUUCACUGAAAAUUCAGAUAGAAUGAGGCGCUUGAUGGAUGAUCUUCAGAAAAAGCUUGAUGAGUCUUUCCUAAAUAUGCAGCUGUACGAAAAGGCGCUAGAGCUUUUUGAAGAGGACCAAUCGACUUCAGUUGUUUUACAUAGGCAUCUGCUGAGAACAACAGCAGCUACAAUUGCUGAUGCACUUCUUCAUGACUUGGACAUCCACAACAAACUCAAGAAUGGUAUCGAAGUUGGAGAUGCCAAAGCUCAAGAUCUAGUUUUGCUUGAUUCUUCUGAAAGAACGGCACUUGCUAAAAAUCUCAGUGGUUCACUCCUGAAAAAGGCCCUUGCAUUAGUUGAAGCAUUGGAAGGGAAGCGAGUAGACGCUUUCAUGACCACCUUCAGAGAUCUGGCAGAGGAAAGUGGAUUGGUCUUGAAAAAGCUCGACAAAAAACUUGAAAGGACUCUCCUACAUGCAUACCGUAAGGAUUUGAUCUCUCAAGUAUCUACUGAAUCAGACCCUGUUGCACUUCUCGCUAAAGUGGUCUCUCUACUUUAUAUUAAGGUUCACAAUAAAGCUUUGCAAGCCCCAGGUAGAGCUAUUGCCGCGGCGAUUUCACACUUGAAGGAUAAACUAGAUGAAUCUGCGUACAAGACUCUGACGGAUUACCAGACAGCAACUGUAACUCUUCUUGCUCUUAUGUCGGCUUCAUCCGGCGAGGAACAUGACUGCUCCGCGGACAGAAUCCUGACAAAACGGGAAUUUCUGGAGAGCCAAAUGCCAAUCCUCAGAGCCCUUGUCCUGGGCGACUCACAGCCACAACAAUCCUAG